UAUAAAUUAAUUAAUGGCACGCAGAAGGGCUGACCCCGAUCGUUUCUUGGAGUAUGAAGAAUUCAAAGAUCAUACUGGUUUUACUAUUUAAGAGGAUGGAGAUUAUAUAGAUUUCUAUUAUGACUAAUAUAGGGGUUGGUUUGAUGAAUUUGGUAAUUACUAUAAUUCAAAUGGUGAACCAACUAGACCAAAUUAAAAUAGCUUGAAGUUUUGGGAUUCAAUCAAACAUAAAUGUAAUAAUUUUAUUUAACCUGUUUUAGAUUCUCAAGAUGAUAUAGAUGAUUUAUUAAAUUAAUAUGAUGGAGGUACAGAUAGUGAAGAAGAAUAUGAAGAUGAUUAUGAAAGGUUAUUGAUAAGAUUUAUUUUAGAGAAUACCAUAAUAAAGCACAUAUGGAUAAACUAAUUAAGAGAUUGAAACAUUAUGGAGAUUAGGAAGAAAUUAAAAUUAGAUUUAGUCAUAAUAAAUGGAAUACUAAGGAAAGAGAUAUUAUACAAAUGUUGGGAGCAUAAAAUGUGAAAUCAGUUUAAUUUGAUUUUUAACUUGGUAGCAAUUACAAAACUGGAACAGGAAUUAUUAUAGCCGUAAAUAAAAAGUGUGCUGAGCAAAUUAUUCAAUCGCACAAUAUUGAAAUUAAUGGUCAACCUAUCUCACUUGAUAUUGAUGCAUUAGAUAUAAACGAUUCAGAUGAUGAAGUGAUUGGUAUUUAAAAAGAAGAUCCAUUAUUAAUUAAACCAUAAUAAUAAGUUUAAUAGUAAUAAUAAUAGUAAUAAUAAUAACAAUAAUAACCAUAACAAUAAUAAUAAUAAUAACAAUAAUAAUAAUAAUAACAAUAAUAAUAAUAAUAAUAAUAAUAAUAAUAAUAAUAAUAAUAAAAAGAAACUUGGGAAAAAGAAUUUUUGAUAGUUGAGGGAUUUCCUAACAAUGAAACUAAGGAGAAUAUUAGAAUAUGGUUAAAUUAAAAAAUAUUUCUUAAUUAAUAAAUUCAAGAUGAACAAAUUGAAAUUAAAAUAAAGGAAAAGAAAAUAGGAAAGUAAGUAGACAAAUAUGUAGCUGCAAAAUUAGAUUUAGGAUUAAAAGAAAAAAUAGAAGAGGCUAAAAAUUAAAUUGAAAAAUGCAACAUGUAUCAAGGAAAGAGAAAGAUUUCCUGUUUCAUAUUCAAACCUCCAAAAUGAAAUUAUGAUUUAUUUAAUUUCUAU
Messenger RNA from Paramecium primaurelia, 1197 nucleotides. The record is from the annotation of a GenBank genome assembly. Lineage: Eukaryota; Ciliophora; Oligohymenophorea; Peniculida; Parameciidae.